GGUUCAAAAAUAACUGCGACAUCUGCUGUCCGUGUUCAGGUCAGUUUGUGAAAAUUGUCCAAUCCGGUUUGAACAAGCGGUGACUGUCGACGAAUAGAAAGCCUCAGCUCGGUGGUGGACUGCUGGUACAUCCAAUGGCCUGAGUGGUAGUAGUCUGUCCGUGGUGCGGUGGUGGACACACACUGCACGGGACAGGACAGCGCUACAUGGGGGACGCAGGCGACAGCGGCUGGUACCACCGCUACACCCCGGAGAGACCAAUCCUCAACCGAGAGACCAAUCCUCAACCGAGAGACCAAUCCUCAACCGAGAGACAUCUCUAGAGCUUUACGACGCUCCGCUAUUGGGAACUGAAUUGAUGAAAUAACCAAGCCGAGCAUGAACACAUCGCAUUUGAGUGUCUCCUUCUCUGAGCAUGGACUGACCCAAUCCCUCUCUGGAUGAUUUGAUGGGGCUGCUCAGAGUCAUGAUGCCGCCCAAGAUGCAGCUUCUGGCGCUGCUGGCGUUCGCAGUGGCCAUGUUCUUCCUGGAGAACCAGAUCCAGAAGCUGGAGGAGUCCCGGGGGAAGCUCGAACGAGCCAUUGCUAGACACGAAGUGCGAGAGAUUGAGCAGCGGCACACGCAGGACGGCCUGCGAGAGAGGGACUCGGUGGCCUCGUCGCCGUCCGAGGGCGAAGACGACAUCGUCAUCAUCUACAACCGCGUGCCCAAGACGGCCAGCACCUCCUUCACCAACAUCGCCUACGACCUGUGCGGGAAGAACCACUACCACGUCCUGCACAUCAACACCACCAAGAACAACCCGGUCAUGUCCAUACAGGACCAGGUGCGGUUUGUAAAGAAUGUGACAGAGUGGAGGGAAAUGAAGCCGGCGUUCUACCACGGACACGUCUCCUUCCUGGACUUCACCAAGUUUGGGGUGAAGAGGAAGCCCAUCUACAUAAACGUGAUCCGGGACCCCAUUGAAAGGCUGGUGUCCUAUUAUUACUUUCUGCGUUUCGGGGAUGACUACCGGCCCGGCUUGAGGCGCAGGAAACAAGGAGACAAGAAGACGUUUGAUGAAUGUGUAUCAGCCGGCGGCUCAGACUGUGCCCCUGAGAAGCUCUGGCUCCAGAUUCCCUUUUUCUGUGGUCACUACUCUGAAUGCUGGAACGUGGGCAGCCAGUGGGCUCUGGAGCAGGCGAAAUACAACCUGGUGAAUGAAUACAUGCUGGUGGGAGUGACAGAAGAGCUGGAGGACUUUGUCAUGAUGCUGGAGGCCGCGCUGCCGCGCUUCUUCAAAGGGGCCACGGAGCUGUACAAAACAGGGAAGAAAUCCCACCUGAGGAAGACCAGCGAGAAGAAGCCGCCCACAAAGGAGUCGAUCGCCAAGCUGCAGCAGUCGGCCAUCUGGAAGAUGGAGAACGAGUUCUACGAAUUUGCGCUGGAGCAGUUCCAGUUUGUGCGGGCACACGCUGUCAGAGAAAAGGACGGGGAGCUCUACCUGCUGGCACAAAACUUCUUCUAUGAGAAAAUCUACCCCAAAAACUAAACGGGCACAAGUCUGUAGAAGAAGGACACGUGCUACAGGCUCCGACGUGCAGCCUGAGAUGAGAAAGAGAAGGAGACUAACUGCAGGUGACUGUGUGGCUGCUUCGUACGAGUGAAUGAGAACAUUUCGUGCAGCGGCAGAACAAUCUGUUGACAGCUCUGUCAGACUGUGCCAGCCAACUGGACGAGGAGCUCGUGUUUCAUCAGCAGGUUAUGUUCCCAGCAGCCUCCACUCCCCCUCACUUCCAUGUCAAAGGUCAUCUGAAGUGUCCGGAGACGGUCUGUCCAACAACUGGUCGGUCCUCGUCUCCUGAUUGGCCUCGCUGUUCUCCGACCCAGACGAAACAUUUUCAUCGGCUCUGUACUGUUUGGUUGUGUUUGGUUGUAUUUUAACUCUUUGCUAUGGUUGUCUUUUGUAUGUAAAGACGGUGACACGACAUCCCCAUGCCUCACCACUACUCCUAACUUAAAGAGAUUUUAAGUGUAAGAAACUACUGUGCUGUAUUAUUGGACUUGAAUGAGAACUUUUGAGGUUUUUAUGAAAUAAAACUCCUGUGACCAUGGACUAUUUACUGGGACAAGUACGUUUUAUACUGUGUACUGUAAAUAUGCAGCUUUGCCCAGAGGCCUUUCCUCCGUAAUGAAGGAACACAUGUUAUUGAAGUGUGUGAGAACACUUAGGUGAAGAUGCUUCUGCUGUAAAUAUUUACUACUGCUUCAUACACGGACAGAUUUGCUUCUGUAUGAAAUGAAUACUGUUGAAUCUCUUUGAAAGCAACAGUUUAGUUUAAUCAGUUUGUACAUUUCUUUCAACUAUUUCAUUAGUCUGUAUUUCGUUUUCUUCGCACUGUAGAACAUGGGUGUCCACUAGUGUUGUAACUGCCGAUUAUUUUCAUUAUUGAUUAAUCUGCAGAUGAAUCGUUUGGUCUAUAAAGUGUCAGAAAAUAGUAAAACAUUUCCAUUCCAUUUUUUCAAAGUCAAAGGUGAUGUAUUUAAAUAUCUAUUCUCUUAAAUAUGAUACAAAACAAAGAAAAGGUGGAAAUGUGUAUAUCUGAGAGGCUGAAAACUGCAUUUUCUGACAUUUAUGCCUCAAGAAUUCCUUCUGCGAAUAGUCGAUUAUGAAAAAGAUGGAUUAUUUUUCUGUCAAUCGACUAAUAGUUGCAGCUCUAGUGUCCACCGCCGUGUUAGUCUGACUAACUAUAGCGACAUUUUGGGAAAUGCAUUUUUAUGAGAUAAUAUUAGUGAGCCUGCCGUCUUUAUGCUAAGCUCACAAUCUUCUCAUCGAACUCAAACUAUUCCUUUGAAACUCUCUGCAGUUGGUGGAGAGGUUGGUAAUAACUUUGGUCAUUUUGCUUGUGUAACUGAUGUAUCUUGUUUUCUUGGCGGUUGGGUUUAUUGAGGUUAUAAUGGCCUUUUAUUGGCCAAUCAAAGUUCUUGUCUAUACUUCAUAAAUUGAUAACUAAAAGUUUAAAGUGACAUAAUGUUGGCCACUCAACUAGUUCACCUGGGAGAGCUGAACAGGUGGUUUUUACUGGAUGUAAUGCCAUAUAAUUUUUCCUUUUUAUUAAAUAUACAGAUGAAUAGUACUAAUUAUUCAUCUGAGGACAGACUAGUUUGCAGCUCAGUUUGUGUUCCUCUACACGCAGCUCUCCCUGAGUUGCAGCUUUGUCACAUGGAACAUAAGAACAACAUGGCUGUUUUCAUCUUCUGAUUGACAAACAAAAUACAAAGAAACUUUUUUUUUUGAACUGG
Molecule: messenger RNA, 3282 nt
Organism: Cottoperca gobio
Lineage: Eukaryota; Metazoa; Chordata; Actinopteri; Perciformes; Bovichtidae
Gene: hs2st1a
Product: heparan sulfate 2-O-sulfotransferase 1a
Exons: 8
Coding region: 449-1531 (360 amino acids)
Cellular component (GO): membrane
Molecular function (GO): heparan sulfate 2-sulfotransferase activity
Source: RefSeq, a predicted model, not a curated record